Octopus bimaculoides (California two-spot octopus) is the source of this 5920-nucleotide messenger RNA. RefSeq lists its product as uncharacterized. Lineage: Eukaryota; Metazoa; Mollusca; Cephalopoda; Octopoda; Octopodidae. Gene Ontology annotation, molecular function: adenosine kinase activity. The record is from RefSeq and is a predicted model, not a curated record. Gene Ontology annotation, biological process: purine nucleobase metabolic process; purine ribonucleoside salvage. Gene Ontology annotation, cellular component: nucleus; cytosol.
AUUAUGCAUAAGCAUAAUAUAAACUCACUCGACGAGUCUAUGUGUCCCUUUUGUCAGCAAACAUCAUGUCGUGCAGUGAAGGUGUGUUACUUGGUUAUGGAAAUCCUCUGCUGGACAUCACCAUUCAAGGGAGCUCAGAAUUCCUUGAUAAAUAUGACUUGAAAGCUGAUGCUGCUAUCCUAGCUGAAGAAAAACACAUGCCUAUGUACGAUGAAAUGUUAUCAUUUAAAGAUGUUGAAUUCACUCCUGGUGGGGCAACAUUGAACGCAAUACGUGUAGCACAAUGGCUCCUGGAAAAACCUCAUGCUACCUCAUAUCUUGGCUGCAUCAGCAAAGACAAGUUUGGUGAUAUCUUAGAGAAGAAAACCAAAGAGGCAAAGGUAAACGUCAGUUUCCAGUAUACAGACGAAGCCCCAACUGGAACCUGCGGUGUUGUGGUCUCUGGAAGCUUCAGGUCCCUGUGUGCUAACUUAGCUGCUGCCAAUUGUUUCAAGGAGUCUCACCUUGACAAGGAAGAAAACUGGGAGUUGGUUGAGAAAGCUAAAUAUUUUUAUAUUGCAGGUUUCCCCCUCACCGUGUGUCCCUCUGCUAUGCUACGUAUUGCUAAACAUGCCAGUGCAAACAACAAGACGUUCUGCUCCAAUCUUGCCGCAACCUUCAUUUGCCAGUUCUUCAAAGACCCACUCUCGCAGGUGCUGCCACAUAUCGACUACUUAUUUGGUAAUGAAGAGGAAGCCUUGGAAUUUGGUAAAAUGUGUGAAUUUGAUACUGAAGAUGUUGAAGAAAUUGCCUGCAAAGCCUCACUUCUACCCAAAGAUAAUGCUGCCCAUCCAAGAGUUGUGGUUUUCACACGAGGUGCUAAGUCAACAGUUGUUGCCAAAGAGGGGAAGGUGGAGAAAUAUGAAGUAAUUCCAAUCAAUUUCGAGGAGAUUGUUGACACCAAUGCUGCUGGAGAUGCUUUUGUUGGAGGUUUCCUGUCACAGCUGGUGCUGGACAAGCCCAUAGCCGAGUGUGUCCGAUGUGCCCACUACGUUGCCAACCUCAUCAUCCACAGAUCUGGAUGCUCCCUGCCACCGAAACACAACUUCAAAUGAUGAAGCUGCAACAGCGACGACGACAACAACAACAGCAAUAAUAAUAACAGCAAAAAGAUGAACAGAAGAAGAAGAGGAAGAGGAGGAGGGAGAAAUGGCAAGAUGAGAAGGAAGCUGGGCUAGGUGGAUGGUGUUGGUGAUGGGUUGGGUAGGGCAAGGUUUUGAUGCUUGGACAUGUAAAUGGGCUGGGUAAGUGUUUCAAGUCGGGCGGGGGGGUAGGUUCUACUCAGUUGGGGGUUGGUCCUCGUGAAGAAUCGGGUGUCUCACUUCAACAUCACUCCCCUCUCCCUCUGGCCGGACUUGUCCACCUCAUACGCACACAUUAAGUAAAACGACAGACACACACCGACAUGAGAUGCAACAAAACGCACACCUAACUUUAAUCCCUCCAACUCAUGUACUCCUUUCUGUACUCUUCUGAACUCCUUCUUUCCUGCCACUGAGUUUUCCUUGUUUGUUUGCUUUUUUUUCAUAUCUCUUUUUGCUUUGUUUAUCCUCCCCUCUCUUCUGAUUGGUUAACUUGCUCUACUCUAAACAACACCAUCAUUGCCAAAAUCAUGGCCCUCAUUUUAUCUACACUCGCCUCUAAAAAUCCAACUAAAAGCUAGCUUAUGCAUUUCAUGACUUCUUCCUCCACAAAGUACCUCACUAUCAAAGCUCACUUCUUGUGUCUCGAGUACAGAUGCACAGAACUGAGUACACUCAGUUCCUACACAGUCACAGUUGAUAUUCACGUGUUUCUGUAAACCAGUGCCUCACCUCUUCAGUAUUUAAGCAAAAACUACAUUUUACUGAAAUACCAAAGAAGUAAGCUGCUGGCUUGCAGAAACAUGUGUAUGCAUAAGCUUAAAAAUACCAGUUAACUUUUCUGUGUUUCCUAUUACUUAACAAUGUGCACUUCGCAUGGUUUUAGCUUGCCAAUGAUUCCACCCUGCUGGCUAAGCAAGCAGGCCAACAAUUCCCCCUCAAUGGAGCUGAGUGAACUGAACAACAUGAAAUGCUUGAUCUGGGAAUUGAAACCAUGAUCUCACGGUCACGAGGGCAGUACUCUUAACCACUAGGCCAUGCACUUUCACACACACACACAUCUUUUACUUUUUACUUGAUUCAGUUGUUAGACUGCAGCCAUGCUGGAGCACUGCUUUGAAGUAUUUUAGUUGAACGAAUUGACCCCAGGACUUUGUUUUUAAAGCCUGUUACUUAUUCUGUUGGUCUCUUUUUGCUGAACCACUCAGUUACAGGGACAUGAAGAUAGACACACACACAUAUAUAUAUAUAUAAUUCAUAGGAUAGGCUUCUUUCAGUUUCUGUUUACAAAAUCCUCUCACAAGGCUUUGGUUGGCCAGAGGCUAUAGUAGAAAACACAUACCCAAGGUGCUAUGCAGUGGGACUGAACACAGAACCAUGUGGUUGGGAGGCAAGCUUCUUUCCACACAGCCAUCAUCAUCAUCAUCAUCAUCGUUUAACGUCUGCUUUCCAUGCUAGCAUGGGUUGGACGAUUUGACGGAGGACUGGUGAACCAGAUGGCUACACCAGGCUCCAAUCUGAUUUGGCAGAGUUUCUACAGCUGGAUGCCCUUCCUAAUGCCAACCAUUCCCAGAGUGUAGUGGGUGCUUUUAUGUGCCACCGGCACGAAGGCCGGUCACCCAGAUAUCGGAAGCUAUCAACUACGUCUAGUUUUUCUCCCUGGAUUGUUACAGAAGUUGUUUUCUGCACAUUUUCAAUGUUUAUUGCACCUGAACAUCUGCCACAUACAAAAACUAACUUCCUAUAUAUAUAUAUAUAUAUAUAUAUAUAUAACCAGCCAAAAUUGCAAAGAUAAUCUGGAUCUCGACUGAGGAAGGAAAACUCCGAAUGACCUUGUAUCAUCUAUUUGGAUGUUUUGCGUUCUUGUCCCAUUUUGUAUUAUUUGUGUGUGUGUGUGUGUGUGACGAGCAUCCGGUCAUAAAAAAACCAUGCCAAAACAAGCAAUGAAGCCUGGUGCAGUCUUCUGGCUUGCCAGCUCCUGUCAAACAGUCCAACCCAUGCCAGCAUGGAAAACAGAUGAUGAUGAUAUAUUUGUGUAGAGGUACAUGGCUUAGUGGUUAGUGUGUUUGACUCAUGAUCAUAAGAUUCUGGUUUUAGUUCCUACACUGAGCAAUUCAUUGUGUUCUUGGAGUAAAGCACUUCAUUUCAUGUUGUUCCUAUCCACUGAGCUGGCAAAAAUGAGUCAUACCCUGUGACAGAUCUAUGUCCUGUCAUAGAAACCGGGAAGUUGGCCCCUCUGAGUCUGCAAGGUUCUUUAUCAUAUAUAUAUUAUGUAGGUUGUUUGGGUAAAUCUCAACUAUUUCCUCUUGAAGUACAUCUGCUUAUUCUGUUAUUACAAUCCAGUAUGUAGUCUCAGUUGUUGCUUUUUUUUUUUUUAGUCAAAACAUAUAUAUUAAAAUUGAGAAUUAUGGAAGAGUAUUUGCAAAGUUACUGUAUAACAAAACAGUUAAGUGGAAAUUUUGUUUGGAUUAUUUAUUCACCAUUACACAUGUUUCGUUUGCUAAUAGGAAUUACAAAGUGUUGCAUGUUAGAUAGACAUGUAGGGAAUUUUCCUAUCAAAAAUUCUUUGGACAGAUUAUGUUUUUUCUCUGAAGAAUUUCUAGUAGGAAAUUUCUUACAUUUCCAUCUAACAUGUAAAACUUUGUAAUUCCUAUUAGCAAAUGAAACAAAUGUAAUGGAGAACAAAUAACACCAAAAAAUUUCCACUUUACUGUUUUGUUUCAUAUAUAUAUAUAUAUAUAUAUAUAUAUAUAUAUAUAUAUAUAUAUAAUGAGUGUGUAUGCACACACAUACACUCAGUGUAAACAUGUAGUUAAGGAUUCAGAAGAUUUAAAUUCAUUUCCUGCGUUAAUAAUGAGAAUUUAAGGGAUAGAGGCCAAAUUAAUACGUUCUUUUCAUUUUGACUGGCAUGAAACUCCGUCCCCUACUUUUAGCAUCUCUAUGUUACCUUCCUCCCCUCCCACCUGCCUUUCUCCCACAGCCCUUUUCCCCUCCCACCUCACAAAGCAAUAGCCAUGCCCACCACUUUUCCUUUCUUUUUCAUUUCACUUUAAUCUUGGUUCUUUGAAUUCCCUUGUGUUUGUGACAAGGGGAUGUGGGUCUCUUGGGUUUUUCAAAUACAUACACAUACAUAUAUAUGUAUAUAUGUAUGUUUUACAAACCUAUAUAUAUAUAUACACACACACACACAUACAUCUAUGUUUUACAAACCUAUAUAUAUAUAUAUAUAUAUAUAUAUACACACACACACAAACAAACAUAUAUAUAUGCACAUGCAGAGUAGUCCAGAAGUCACGAAAGGGUUUCAAUAUUUAAUAUCUUGUUUAUUUUAUUUUAAAAUUGUGAUAUUUUAGUAAGUAAGUUAUAGAAAAAGGAUGUGAGAUUUAUUUCCCCCAGCUGUGAAAGACGGCAUUUUUUAAAUGGCUUCCAUUUUCCAAUUCACACAAACAACGGGCUCUUUCUAAGGUAUUUUCCAUAACGGCUCUUAAUGUUUGUGGCUCCAGUGAUCUAAUUUCUGUUCUAAUGCUAUUUUUGAGACUUGUUGACAUAAACUUUUUCCUGAAGAUAGCUCCAUAGACAAAAGUCUGGGCUGGUUAAAUCUGGAGAACAAGAUGGCCAGUUUAUCUCUGAAAAUUGAGAAAUUAAUUUUUUAUCAAAAAUUUGCCUGAGAACAUCCAUUGUGUUCCUUGUUGUGUGAGUUGCGGUUCCCUCCUGCUGAAACCACAUACGAAGCAUAUCUUGAACUGCUGGAUGUAAGAAAUUUUGGAUCAUGACAGUAACAGUGUCUCCUUCUUCAUUUUCGAAGAAAUAAGGUCCUAUCACUUUUUUUGAAGUCAUUCCACACCAGAUGGUACACUUAAUGGGAUGCGUCUCUCUUUGAUGGAUUGCUGUAGGAUUUUCUUAACACCAAAUCCUUCAGCUUUGUCUAUUAAUGAACCCAUUCAAAUGAAAAUGGGCUUUAUCGGCCACAAUCAAUUUAUGGAGAAAUUCUGGAUUUUCUCUUGCUAAUUCUUGGAAUCUUGUGGCAUAUUGUAAUCUAGCAGCAUAGUCUGGUUCUUUCAGCUGUUGCACUGAUCGGAUUUUAUACAGAAAAGAUUCAUUGUCUUUAAAAUUCAUUGGAGUGAUGUCCUGCAGACUUCAACUUGUCCAGAACAUCUUCAUGUUGGAUGUUGUUGGGUCUUCUUCUACACUCUCUCUCACAUGCCUGACUAUGGCUUUGUUUCUAAACGGAGCAAGGUCUGCCUAUUCUUGGAAGGUCAUUUACUGAUCCUUGAUUCACUUAGACAGUUCAUUGCUCCAUAAUGGCAACAAAUAUGCUCGUUGAGUCCGAAUUAUUGGUCCAUGGUUUUGAUAAUAAAAUUUCAUAUGUGUUCACUGUUCAGCAGUGUACUUUUCCAUGCUUAAAUUUUAGAGUCAUUUGUAUAUAAAUAUGAAAUAAAACAAGAAUUAAAUAAUUAUUGAAAAGGUUAUUUAAUAGUGAAACCCCUUUGUGAUGCCUGGGCCACCCUGUGUAUAUAUAUAUAUAUUGUUGUACUUGGGGAUGGUCAUAUUGCCAGUUUAGCCAAUAAAAACACACGCACUGUAUAUUUGGUGUUAAUUUGCUUCAGCUUUAUAUUACAUUAAUCUUAAUCUUAUUUUGGCCAGAGUUCUUUCGUCACACUUCUGUGACCUCAUCAGUGGUCCUUUGUUUCCUUCUUUCUUAUGUGUGUCUCACCUUGCUAACUAUUAGCCAUUUUGUAUUUUGUAUUCGUAUUGUAUGUGUCUACGCAUGCGUGUCCUUCAAUGUGUCUGUCUUUUGU